Rotaria sp. Silwood1 is the source of this 537-nucleotide messenger RNA. The record is from the annotation of a GenBank genome assembly. Lineage: Eukaryota; Metazoa; Rotifera; Eurotatoria; Philodinida; Philodinidae.
AUGACUGUUUCUGACGAAGAAUUACUUAUAUCUCGACCUCCACAAUAUCAACAAAGAAAAUAUUCUUCACGUCCUGUACAACCACAAUCUAUUCAAAUUGAGUGUCAAGCUGAAGAACGACAUUUUAUACAUUCUUCUCCAAUGAAAAUAAGUGGAUCUUUAAAACCAAUUCAUUUUACAAUGAACAAUCAAACUAAACCAGGAAAAUAUCGAUCUGAAAUUGUUGUUCAUAAUAAUCCUGAUGUUGAUUUAUAUAUCAAAAGACUUCAUGUUGCUUUUGAUGCUUAUAAUGAUUUAUCCAUGUAUACUUCCAAAAAUGAACGUUCAUCAUCACGUAGUCAUUCAACAUAUGAUUCAUCACAACAAAAACAACGUGAACAACAAGGAAAAUGUCGAUCAAUUUCAUUACCACCAAGAUCUAAUUCUCACGCUAUACUACAUCAAUGGAUUGAUGAUAUUUGUUCAAAUGAAAAUUUAAUGGCUGAUGAUGAUAUCUGUUUUUUUCUUAAAAAUGGUGAAUUUCUUGCUAGAAUUUAA